This is a messenger RNA of Prorocentrum cordatum, 3930 nucleotides long. The record is from the annotation of a GenBank genome assembly. NCBI's taxonomy places the organism in Eukaryota, Dinophyceae, Prorocentrales, Prorocentraceae.
AUGUGGGGAAGUCGGCCAGGGGGCCCAAGGCCACGCCAGUGGGGACAGGGAUUGGUGAAACGAUGCUCGCAGGAGGUCGCCGCGUGCGACGCCGCGGGGGAAAAGCCGCGCGCGUGCGUGCUGACGCCGUGGGCGGAGUGGUCCAGUUGCAGCGCCACCUGCGAGGGACAGCGCUUCCGGCGGCGCGAGAUCGCGGAGGGCGAGCCCGCCGACUGCUUCCUGGAGGCCGCCGACACCGUGGAAACGGAGCCUUGCGGGGCCUCCAGCUGCGGGGCGGGCGUGGACUGCGAGCUCAGUGAGUGGACCGAGUGGGGCAACUGCUCGCAGGCCUGCGGCGUGGGCGUGGCCCAGCGCUCGCGCGAGGUGAAGAGCCCCGGGCGCGAGGGCGGCCUCGGCUGCGCGGGCGGGCUCGAGGAGGUGAAGGCCUGCAUGGCCGCCGAGUGCCUCGCGGUGGAUUGCCAGUGGGCCCAGUGGGACGACUGGGCCGCUUGCACCCGGACCUGUGGGGGCGGCAACCACCGCCGCACGCGCACCGUGCUGACCACGCAGGAGAACGGUGGCGCGCCCUGCGCCGCGGAGGACAAGGCGGAGGUGGCGCCGUGCGCCACGCAGAGUUGCGAGGUCUGCAUCGACGGCGCGUGGAGCUCCUGGGAGGACUGGUCGGAGUGCUCCGCCUCGUGCGGCGGGGGCCUCCGCGCACGCCAUCGCGAGGUGGCGCAGCGGCCCAACAGCUGCGGGAAGCCGGCCGUCGGCCUGGAGGACGAGUACGACGUCUGCAGCACGAGCCCGUGCGAGGCCAAGAAGGACUGCGAGCUGUCCGAGUGGACGGAGUGGUCCUCCUGCAGCAGCGACUGCUUCGGCGUCCGCGAGAGGUCCCGGCACGUGGUGCAGUACGCCUCGGGCGGCGGGGAGGCCUGCCAGAACGAGUCCCUGAAGGUCGUCUCGCCGUGCCGCCCCGGCCCCGACGAGGACGCCCCCGCGGAGUGCGGCGAGCAGCCCCCGAGGCCGUGCCGCAUGGCCUCCUGGGAGGACUGGGGCGCGUGCUCGGCGAGCUGCGACGGCGGACAGAAGAGGCGGCAGCGCAUCAUCGAGAGCCCGAGCCACAACGGGGGCGCCCCGUGCAACGCCUCCACGUCCGAGGAGGCGCCCUGCGGCACGGAGCCCUGCGACGCCGAGAGCGGCAACGACUGCCGCUGGGGGAGCUGGUCGGAGUGGAGCAGCUGCGCGCAGUGCGGCGGGCAGCGCAACCGCCACCGGGCCAUCGCACGGCCGGCAAAGGCGGGCGGCAUCCCGUGCGACGCGGGCAGCAGCCAGGAAGUCGAGCCCUGCGAGAGCGCGUGCGAGCAGAGCUACUACUGCACGUGGUCGGAGUGGUCGGGGCUCGGUGGUUGCUCUGCCGAGUGCGGUCACGCCUCGCAGAUGAGGCAGCGGCAGCUGGUGUUUACAAAGGAGAAGCCCUCGCACGGCAACAUCCUGUUUGAGGGUUCAUACGACCUCUCGUGCGCGGGCUCGCAGAUCAACGUGAGCGCGUGCCCCUACGUGGACUGCGCCCCCAAGUGCGAGCCGCAGGACUGCGUCUUCAGCGACUGGAACGAGUGGACGGAGCCCACCUGCUUGCAGCUCUGCGAGCGCCACCGCGUCAUCCAGAAGAUGGACAGCUGCGGCGGCAGGCCAUGCAACGGCUCCCUUCUCGAGACCAAGAACUGCGGGAAGACGUGCGACCAGAAGGAGGACUGCGUGAUGUCCAGCUGGAGCGCCUGGGUGCCGCCCAGGUGCUCCAAGACCGGGCAGCAGAGGUUCCGCACUCGUGAGAUCCUGCAGGCCCCGAGCGAGCUCGGAAAGCCGUGCGUUGGGUCCAUCAACGAGACCGUGUCCUGCAUCGUACCGCCGCCGGCGGCCGUGGACUGCAAGCUGUCCGAGUGGGUGUCCUGGUCCGAGUGUACCCGCACCUGCGACGGCGGCUUGCGCAGGAGGGCGCGCUCCAUCGAGAACGCCUCCCAGUCUGGCGGGCUGCCCUGCAAAGGCCCUCUGGAGCAGCUGGAGCCGUGCGCCACGGAGCCCUGCAUCCACAGCGCGAGGCCGUGCGAGCUGGGGGCCUGGUCCGAGUGGAGCAGGUGCGACGGCAACCAGAUGCAGUCGCGGCAGAGGAAGGUGGAGCAGGAGGCGGACGACUCUGGAACGCAGUGUGCGGGCCCGACGAAGGAGACCCAGCCCUGCAGUGCCGUGGUCGACUGUGUCGUGUCCGACUGGACCGCGUGGGACGAGUGCGACGCCACGUGCGGCGGCGGGCAGCAGGCACGGCAGCGCGCAGUGGUGCAGGCCCAGUCCCACGGAGGCGCCCGGUGCGCAGUGCACUUGGGGGAGAUGCGCGGCUGCAACAGUGACCCGUGCGGGGACAGCAGCGCGGAGGUGGGAUCCUGGUCGGACUGGGGCGUCUGUGACGCUGACUGCGGGGCGGGCAGCAUGGAGCGCCAGCGCACGGUCAACUUUGACCCGGUCAAGGGCGGCAGCUUCAGCGGCGAGCUGUCCCAGGCGGUCGGGUGCCUGGGCGAGGCGUCGAACUCCAGCGACUGCGCGCAGCCGGUGGACUGCCAGUGGGGCGACUGGGACGACUGGACAGAGUGCAGCCUCCCCUGCGACGGCGGGCAGAGGGAGCGCAAGCGGAAGAUAGCUCAAGCGCCCCGGCUGGGAGGCCGGCUGUGCGACGCGCAGAACAAGGAGGAGAUCGAGCCCUGCAACUUGGAGAGGUGCGACAACGGCGAGUGCGUGGACGGGAAGUGGUCCGACUGGCAGGACUGGACGCCCUGCUCCGCGACGUGCGACGGCGGGGUGUCCUUCAGGUCCCGCCUCGUGGCCAGAGAGGCCUCGCACUGUGGCCGGCCUGCCACCGGCGCUUCGACCGAGCACAAGGCCUGCAACGCAGGGGUGGUGUGCACUCCGGCCCAGGACUGCCAGUUCGCCGACUGGUCGGAGUGGACUGACUGCACGGCGGCCUGCGCGGGCGUCAAGCGCCGGUCCCGCGGCUUCGCGCAGCAGGGCCAGGGCGGGGGCAAGUCCUGCGACGGCGCCCUGCAGCAGACAGGCCCGUGCACGAGGCCGGGGGCCGACUGCGGCAAAGAGCAGGCGGUGGACUGCCAGGUCGGCGACUGGGAGAGCUGGGGCGCCUGCGACGUGACCUGCGGAGCUGGCCAGAAGGCGCGGUCGCGCGACAUCCUGCAGGAGGCGUCGGGCGGGGGCGCCAGCUGCCAGGACGACAUGAUAGAGACGGCGCGGUGCCAGGCUGCCCCCUGCAAGUCGGCGUGCAAUGCCACGGACUGCAGGUGGGGCGACUGGGACGACUGGAGCGCCUGCGAGAAGUGCGGGGGGCAGAAGCGGAGGAGUCGGGCGAUCGAGCAGCACGCGGCGUGCGGAGGGCGGUCCUGCGACCCAGGGGCGACCGAGCAGAUCGAGGAGUGCCCGAGGAAGUGCCACGGGGCCACUUUCUGCGCCUGGGGCGACUGGUCGAACUUCACGGAGUGCUCCGCGACGUGUGGCAGCGCGGUCAAGAGCCGCCAGCGGAAGCUGGAGCGGCGAGACGGCGGCCUGGCGCCCGAGGCCCGCGCCGGCGCCGAGGGCGACGGCGCGCACGAGCCGGCGGCGCUGGACCUGCAGGUGAAGUACGACCAGCUGCACCGGCGCGCCGAGGCCCUGGCCGAGUCCCGCCGGCGGCAGCUGGCCGUGGCCUGGGGCGCUGGCAUGCUGGGCCUGGUCGCGCUGAUGGCGGCCAGCGCCGCACUGCGCACCCGUGCGCGCAGCAGCGAGGGCUACCGGGGACUCCCCGUCGGGCGCGCGCUGCUGCACGAGCGCUCGGACGGCUACACCGUCGCCCCACAGAUGUCCCCGCCGUCCUCGCCGAUGAUCGCGCACCGGCUACCUGGGCUCUGGCGCUGA